Molecule: messenger RNA, 459 nt
Organism: Closterium sp. NIES-65
Lineage: Eukaryota; Viridiplantae; Streptophyta; Zygnematophyceae; Desmidiales; Closteriaceae
Source: the annotation of a GenBank genome assembly
AUGGAAUUUGCACGAGACCUGCUUCCGAACUACUUCAAGCACAAUAACUUCUCGAGCUUCGUUCGCCAGUUAAAUACAUACGGAUUUCGAAAGGUUGCGCCGACGAGAUGGGAGUUUGGAAACGAUUAUUUCAAAAAGGGCGAGUUUCGGCUGCUAUGUGAAAUCCAACGACGGAAGUCGUUUGUACCAAUCGCCAACAACCAUAUAACGCAGGCUGGUCCGUCAAAAGCACCUGAGCCUAUCAAGGAAGUUUGUGCUGCUGACGAAGUCGAGCGUCUUCAGUCGGAAAACGCUUUUCUCUCGAGCGAACUCAAGCGCAUGCAACGCCUCUAUUAUGAUGCGAUAUCUCUUCUGCAACAGGCAAGCCAACCACUGGCGCAUUCGGGGCACGGUUCAAACAGCCUCUGGUAUUCCCGCCCUCCUGUCCCCGUCUUCAAUGCUCAACACCUCAUUUGUUGA